AUGGAUAAUACAGCAUAUCCAGCAUUAAAUGAAUUAUUCGUAUUUUUAAAUACUACUCUCACAAAUAUUUCAAUAUUUUAUUCAAGAAUUCCGGGUUCGGGAAUUCUUUUAAAAUAUAUUAAAAAUUCACAUCAAAAUGAUCCCUUUCGUACAGUUUUGGAAGAAAUUGAAGAUUUAGUUGAAGAAUGGCAACCUGAUCCAUUAUUACCCAAAAUUACAGAAGAACAAAAAAGAGAAUUGGAAAAAACAGUAAUGAAUUUGGGAAAUUUUGAUUUUCUUGGAUUUUCGGUUAAUGAACAUUUAAAGGAAAAAGCUAUAGAGACACUUCGUCAUUAUGGAGUUGGUUCUUGUGGUCCUCCGGGAUUUUAUGGCACAAUUGAUGUUCAUACUGAAUUUGAAAAAAGAUUAUCGGAAUUUCUUGGUACUGAGGGAACAAUAUUAUAUUCUCAGGGAUUUUCUACUAUUGGAUCGGCCAUUCCAUCAUUUUGUAAAAGAGUGAUGAAGGAUACGGGACGACGAUUAACUAGAAGAUUUAUUGUAACUGAAGGAAUAUUUGAAAAUUAUGGUGACAUUUCUCCUUUGCCUAAAUUGGUUGAACUAAAAAAAAAGUUCAAAUAUCGACUCAUUCUUGAUGAAACAUUUUCUAUUGGAACAUUGGGUAAACGAGGUGCAGGAUUAACUGAUUAUUUUGAUAUUAAUCCACAAGAAGUUGAUAUGAUUGUAGGUUCAAUGUGUCAUGCAUUACAUUCUUCUGGUGGGUUCUGUUCUGGAUCAUUUGAAAUAACUGAUUAUCAGAGAAUUUCAGGCCCAGCAUAUGUUUUUUCAGCUGCUUUACCAGCAAUGUUGGCUGUUUGUGCAACCGAAUCACUUCUUCAUUUAUCUCGAAAUCCUUAUCUUCCUGCUACAAUUCUAUCAAAUACGAAAUCCUUUAAAAAUGUAUUGUCCCACGUUAAAUAUAUUAAAUUGGAAGGUUCUCUAGAUUCUCCAGUUUUUCAUUUGAGAUUAAAUGAAGAUAUUAUAAGAGUUGGUGAUUGUGAUGAAAAAGAUAAAUUACUUCAGGAAAUUGUUGAUGAGGCAAUGAAUAACGGUAUUUUGUUAACUAGAGCUAAAUAUUUAAGGGCACAAGAAAUUUUUGGUGCUGAACCCAGUAUUCGAAUUUGCAUCACCGCUAGUUUUACCAAGAAAGAAAUCGAAAGAGCUGCUUCCACUAUUAAAAAUGUUGUUAACAAAGUUCUAAAAAACAAAAUUAGAUAA
Diversispora eburnea is the source of this 1254-nucleotide messenger RNA. Lineage: Eukaryota; Fungi; Glomeromycota; Glomeromycetes; Diversisporales; Diversisporaceae. The record is from the annotation of a GenBank genome assembly.